AUGUUGACAGGAGAGCUUGAGGCCCGCAGGACUGCGGUGCCAUGGGAACUUGAGGCCAUCGAACACAGUGUUGUGGUGAACCUGGUUGAGACCAGCACGGCCCCCAGUGGGAUGGAACUGGUCAGCUUCUAUCAGACCAACAGAGUGGGGGACCCCAUGGACCUGGUAGCUCUUGCCGAGCAAGUGCAGAAGGGGGACGACUUUGUCAAAGCCAACGCUUGCAACAAACUGACAGUAAUCGCUGACCAGAUCAGGUACCUGCAGGAGCAGGCCAAAAAGGUUUUAGAAGAAGCAAAGAGAGACGCUGACCUCCACCAUGCUGCCUGUAAUAUUGUGAAAAAGCCAGGCAACAUGUAUUACUUGUACCAGCGGCCGUCUGGACAGAAAUACUUCUCCAUCAUCUCCCCUAAGGAGUGGGGACCAAGCUGCCCUCAUCCGUUUCUUGGCGCAUUCAAGCUUCAGCCUGACAUGUCCUGGACUCCUGUGGAUGAGGUGGAGAAGAGGGACGCAGAGCUCGCCGUCAUGGGCAAACUGCUCAGCCACCAGACAGCACUACCUCCAUACACGGGACCCAACUUCAGAGGUCUAGAUGAAUAAAGUCCCGUUUAAACUGGACCAAAAAUAUGAUCGGUAGCCUACAUACAGAUACAUGUCCCACGCAGGGAGAACCACCGUUUUGUCUUAGGCUGCCAUAAAUGCAUAAUGGCUUAUUUUCAAAGAAUGUGUGUUUUUCAUUUUCUGGAAAAUAUCAAACCAGGACUCAUGAGUGUGUGUGUGCUUAAUUUAAACAGUUUGGAAUGUUUUUGCUGUGCUUGUAUUUGACCAAUCAUUAACACAAACCAAUGGUUUACAUGGGACAGUCAUACCUCUACAGCAGUCGGACAUCAACACGCUUCGGAGACAGAGAAAAACGUCACAGAAUAGAAAAAGUGUCUACAUUUUCUUUUCACCAUCAACAGGUGCAGUUUCUGGAAUUCUGUUCGGAAAGUAAAACUCCUGUAAACUCGUUCCACACAGAGAAAUGCAUCUCAAGUGUUUACUUUUCUUAAUCUAAUUUCUGGUGUCAAGUUGACGAAAUCCCCAAAUGGGAGUUUUUCAAAACAUUGAAAUGUUGCAUCAGGCUAAUAAAACCAGAUUUUCUUACAGAAA
Molecule: messenger RNA, 1149 nt
Organism: Xiphophorus couchianus (Monterrey platyfish)
Lineage: Eukaryota; Metazoa; Chordata; Actinopteri; Cyprinodontiformes; Poeciliidae
Exons: 5
Coding region: 1-597 (198 amino acids)
Source: RefSeq, a predicted model, not a curated record